CUUGUGCCAGGGCCAGUACAGAGUGUCGGCACUGACCAGAUGCAAGCAGUGCCAAGCCACUGCGGUGUCAGUCAAUCAAACGUGAUGGAAGGGUGUCUGCCGACAGCUCUGCCUGGUCCUGACAGAGCACCCCACGCCGAAGGUACCCGUGGGACACAACGUCCGGCUCUGCCGCUGACCACAUCGUCGACCGACCCUCAGCUUGCUGCUCCUCCGUCGCCGGAGAGACCACCAGUUGCUUUUGUGGAACUAAGACGGCCACCUUGGCCCCUAUUUCCACCAGCUGACGUGUUAUAUCGCGAUCGUGUUCGAAAAACACUUCUCCCGGCACCAGGAAGUAGCCAGAAAGAAACUGAGUCAGGACAAGGAUUGUUGGAGUUGUCUCUAGGUACUGUCCCUCAUGUCGGUGCUCCGGCUGUACAUGGCAGCGACAGCAGAUGGUGGCAUCAACUGGAGGCGAUGGAACUCGCAGUGGUAGCGAGAAGGCAAGCCGAUGAGAAAAGGGAGGCUAAUGAGGAGAGGCGGGUCAGAGAGAGAAAGCAGGCCGAAGAGAGAAAGGAGGCCGAAGCGAAACGGCAGCUAGGUAUCAGCAGUGCGCUACUUCCCCUGAGGGCGCAAGUCCACGCAUUUCCAGAAGAACGCACUACAGGAGGUGACGACGAAACAGCGUCGAGCUCUGUCCCCAGCUUGGGCACAACGGGCUCUGCGAUUCCGCACACACAGGAUCCUUGUGAGGGCAUGAUGGGAGAGGGCCAAGGAGAGGCGUCGGCGUCUGCCGACAGUCAGGGCGCCGCCGGUGGGUUUGCAGACGCUCAGACGCCGAGUCGUGGUGAGGGUGAGUCUGUGUGGAUGAGUGGGAGAUUAGGAGGCGUGGACGAGGGAUCGGGUUCCGGCCGACCACCUGCUCAUCAGCUACCGCAUGCGCUGUCGGUCUAUUCGGGUCGAGAUAUGGUGGGUGUCGACGACCAGACAACGUCGCCCGGAGACGAGGAUAUGUCGCCGCUUUCUUCAGGAGCGGUGGACGACGCAGUCAUCCAGGAAGUGUUAUUGUGGUUAGAAGGCGCUACAGGAGAGGACGACGGAGCGGCGCAAACGUCUGAUGACACUCACACUGCAGUCACUAAUCUCUCGAUGUUGCCGACACAUUCCUUUGGCGCUGGGGAAGAGGAGGGUGCGAGCACGACCAUGUCUCGUGAGAGCCAGCGGCGGUCAAGUGAUUUCUCGUCUGAGACGCCAUUUCACAUUAAUGUGGCGGCGUCGGAAGUGUCAAGCGAGACGGGUGCUGAUACGGAAACGCAAGGAAUGGGAACGAGGGAAAGUAUGAUGGCGAUUUCGUCUUUGCGCCCAUCAGCUGAAUUGCUCUCCGAAGAGGGAUUCGUCACACCAAGCCCGGCUCCACAACGUGUGCAGGAAACAGGGCUGCAUCAGUCGUCAGGAAGCGGCAUUCAGGGGACUGGCUCCGUACAGGCGACUAUGCAGUUUCCGGCAAUCAAAGACGAUAGCGUGAGAUUCUCGCCUACUUGGGAUUCCGAGCCUGUGAUGGAGUGGUGGCCUCUGCAACUGGUGUUGGAACUUCAAACGCCGACGACAGAACUGGCGUCUGAGACACCCGGGAGCUCGGUAUCCUUUCCUCAUUUUGGAUCCGUCGACCGGGAAACACGGGCAGUGGAUCAGCCGCACGGAUCCGCUGAUGAGCGAGACCGUUCGCGACUCACCGGUGGAAGUGCUGGUCAUGAGGAAGCUUCCUCUAAAGGCGCUUCAGACAGUAAAGGCUCUCUUUCGUUCAGCGGGGUUUCUGCAAGGACUAGUGGCAAAUCUAUGACGUUAGGGGACGCGAUGCCUUCGUUCCGAGAUGUGGAGACAGUGGAUGCAGUCAGCGGAUCGGACGGACGGGGCAGUGUGCCACCACACCCGGAGUAUCUCGGACUUCAGGAACGAGGAGCGUUCCAUCAACAUCGGCGAGGACGGCUGCAUGCUGCUACAUUCGGUCCGCUGACGAGGCCACCACAGCGGCCGCAAUCACAUCGACCACUGCGGGAGCGUGCUGGCGUCUCAGGUGGGACACUGUCACCCUCGGCGUUCACUGCAGACUCGCCCAAGCCUAGUGGGAACUCGAGUUCUGAGAAAUUUGACUGAUGCGAAUUCUCCCGUUCUUAUCAAAACGCCACUGUCGAAACACGUACCGGGUUGGGGUCCACCAGGACUUGAAAGACUGUGGGAUAACAGGCGUAGCAUCGCAUGUACCCAUCAUUGGAAGUGAGUCACUAUCGUUCCAAGCGGCAGCGAGAACCACCAAAACAGAACAGAGUGCACACGUGCAUUAGUCCGAGCGGUAGUCAACAAGAAAGCAUUGGACGAGUCGAUCGACAGGCACCGCAUAGGUAAAUUCUUGAGUAGCUUGGAGGGCGCAGGAAAUCCGAAACGAGAUCAACGGUGGGGGACCUGAUCGGGCUGAGGCUUGACCCAGACGGGCGUUAGUCAGCGAACGAAGGCAGGUCGACCCUGUCGAGCUUUUAUCCUUGAGAAAAUCGGUCAGGGGCUCGCAGUGUUGAUUGCAGCGGUGGUGCCUGCAGGCGUUUGCAAGAAACAAAACGCAGUUCUGUUUCAUGACCAUCUCUGUGGUGGGUCGGCAUGUCCUGGGGCUUUACAGGCGUCGAUGGCUCUCUAGUACGUAUCGACGUCACAGUCUUGCAGACGUAUAUAACACCAGUUGGCGUAGCGUCUUCUGUCAGCGGACGCGAGAUUGUUCCGUUUAACGCCGUAUUCACAGGAACCAUUAUCACGAUAUGGGUUGCUGGGUUUUAUCUGGCUGGAACUAGAUCUUCUCCAUAAGCGAGAUGCCUGAACGAAAUAAUUGUAUUCUGCCAGGAGGUGCGUAAAAUCUCGUGCACCUGUGUGCUAAGGCAGCAAACGAUGUUCCACGUGACUCUCUCCGGCAAUGAAAAUAGAGCUCCGCUGCACUGCAAUUGCGAGAUCAGUGUUGCAGCGCUUGCUGUGUCACGCGGCUUCACCUUUGGCCGCGUGCAUUGUGGUCGGGCACGGGGCUAUAUCUUCGAGUUCACAGUCUGCAUCGUGCAAAAGGAUGGCCAGAUUAUUUCAAGUCAGGUACUGGAAUUCUGAUUCUACAUUCUGCCCUCUGCAGUCGUGAUUCGUUUGGACAAGUGUUCGAGUACAGUAAGCGUGCGCUUCUUGGGGCAUGGUGUACGAACACGCGUGCCUCGUUCGUCCGACCGCGCUGUUCUGGCGAUGACUUUAACGUUUCAGUUUCUCGAACGUGUUGUUUCGCCUUGCUAUGCAAUGUUUCACUAUGUUGGGCCCAUGAAAUGCGCGUUCAAAACGCGUGAGCGCCCCUCAGGAAGAUGUGUAUCGCUCUUGUGCCCACCGUCGCGUCGUCUAUCCUGUCCUGUUUAUCGUUUGUUCGUUGCCAUUUUAACUACUACUUCUGUAGUGGAGUGGACCGAGCAAAAGAACAGCAUGGAAUCCCUUAUGCUUGAAAUAUUCCUAUGAUAGACAGAGCAGCUGCUCGAAGGCAAGCCUCGUACAGAUCGUUUCCAAAGUUUUGUCGCUUCUUUGCCUUGAGUAGCCUAACCUGAU
Messenger RNA from Toxoplasma gondii ME49, 3594 nucleotides. RefSeq lists its product as hypothetical. The transcript is spliced from 5 exons. The record is from RefSeq and is a predicted model, not a curated record. Lineage: Eukaryota; Apicomplexa; Conoidasida; Eucoccidiorida; Sarcocystidae. Bases 40 to 2136 code for a protein of 698 amino acids.